AUCGACGGCCAUCUUUGUGAAAGCUACCGAAAUUUGCUCCUUUGAAUAGGGCAAAUAACAAUCUCUGAUGGGCAACAAAUCACUAUGGCAGCUGUAGACAAUAAAUUUCAGUUUGUGAAACAAGUAGCAAAGAAAUCAACUAGCAAGCCACCUGUAUGCCUCAACAGUGGGGACUCAAAUAAUGGAUUAUCAACCCUUACUUACAACAGCCUUAAUGGGAGUUCUAGGAAUGAGGACCAUUUAAGGACUAUGUCAUCCACAGGCGAAGACAGUGAAGACGAUAUGGAAGAAAUCGACAACAGGAUAAUUCCUGAAGAAGAAACUGAGACAAUGAGUAUAAAUGGAACAGAUUCUGUGUCCAAUCAAGCAAAUUCUUCAGAUUCAAACUCUCACCAAAUGAAGCGUGUAAAAGCAACAGCAAGAAAGUCAAUGAAACCUUCAGCGACAGCUCAACAACAAAUAGCCGACAUAGAAAAAAGACAGGCAGAUAUGCUGGCCAUUGCACAGAAUGGAAAUGAUUCAAGCCAAGCUAGUGAAUUGAAUAAUACAGACACAAAUGACACAAAGGAGUCUAAUGGUAUAACCAACAACACAAAUACAAAUACAGUCAGUUCGGACAACAUUGAUGAUUCAAAUAAUAGCAGUUCCAAAAGUGCACAAAAUGACCCCAAGUUUAAAAUAUUAGGAAAAAUAAGGACAUCUUUUAAGGGUAUUUUAAAUACAAUAACUAAACCAGAGGUUAGUUCAACUAACUCAGAUGACACUACAAAUGACUUAGAUAAUGAGCCCCCUGCCAAAAAACUUGCUAUAUUUGAACAAGAGGAAGUGGCUCAUGCACCAGAAAAGUCAUCUUCAUUAGACAGCUGUGAUAAAGAAGUCCAACGUACACUUGCAGGAGCAUUUGAAGAAGACCCAGACUCCAACAGUACAUCUCAGGAUAACUAUUCUGCUAAUGAUAGUAGCACAAACGAUGUCCGUAGCACAACUAAUGAACUUCCAAGCAUAACUAAUGAGGUCCCUAAUCUAAAUAAUGGUAGCUGGGAUAAGCUGGGUGCUGAUAGUGACAGUGAGAUAAAUCCAAUUGAAGUUGUUGAUGAAACUCAAGAAUUUAUAGAAGAUAUUAAUGAUACUCUUAGUGCAAAUCAAACCGACACUGAUAAGAAAGAUGAAGAUCCUCUAGGGGGAGCAACCCAAGAACUUAUUAAGGAUAUAACUGAAGCGUUCAAAUCUAAUCAAACUGAAUCAGAUGGAAGUGUUAAGAUAAAUGAUAUGAAUUCUUCAGACACUAACAACACAGAGGAUGACCUUCUACUGGGUGAUAAUGAAAAUGAUGAAUUAAAUGACAAGCCAACUGAAGAUGACGAUGCUCUGUUAGACCAAGAAGAUGAGGCUAAAAGUGAAAACAUUAAGUCACACCAAAGUGCUAGUAAUUUAUCAGAGGACGAAGCAGUCAGAGAAAGCAUGGAGCGUAGUGUUGAAGAAAAAGUAGGUGUACACAAUGCUGUUGAGGAAAUUAAUGAUGAAGAUCUGGACAAUAUGGGGGAGGAUGACAUCAUGGGUGAUAUUGAAUGUGAAGCAGAAGUUGAUGAUGAUGGGGAUGAAUUCAUGGAUGCGUUGACUGGAUUACAGGAAGAUGAACAAGACAAAGUCAGUAAUUUGGAUGAUUGUAAUUCUGAAACAGGAGAAAAUAAUAUUGAAGCAAAACUUGGCUCUGAAAAACCUAUCAUCAGUGAAGCUCUGGAAGAGUUAUCCCAGUCUGAAAUGCAAGUUGAAAGUAAUGAAGUCUUAUCUAAAACUGUUGAGUCACCAUCUGAUAUUGUUGAGUCAUCAUCCGAAACUGCAGUCUCUUUUCCUAAGAAUAUUGAGUCACCAUCUGAAAUUAUAGAUUCACAAUCAGAAAAUAGUAGUAAGUCACUAUCUGAAACUCUGG
Owenia fusiformis is the source of this 1930-nucleotide messenger RNA. NCBI's taxonomy places the organism in Eukaryota, Metazoa, Annelida, Polychaeta, Sabellida, Oweniidae. The record is from the annotation of a GenBank genome assembly.